Saprolegnia parasitica CBS 223.65 is the source of this 1017-nucleotide messenger RNA. RefSeq lists its product as hypothetical. The record is from RefSeq and is a predicted model, not a curated record. Gene Ontology annotation, molecular function: GTPase activator activity. Gene Ontology annotation, cellular component: cytoplasm; nuclear pore. The transcript is spliced from 5 exons. Lineage: Eukaryota; Oomycota; Saprolegniomycetes; Saprolegniales; Saprolegniaceae. Bases 44 to 946 code for a protein of 300 amino acids. Gene Ontology annotation, biological process: intracellular transport.
CCAACACGUAACGUGGCGCUGGGUUUGCAUUGGCGAAAGAAACAUGAGCUCGCCUUCGCAUGCAGCGCCGGCCACCGCGGCCUCGCCCGUCGCCAAGCGGCAGCGGCAAGAAGGUGACGGCGACGUCCACACUGAGCACCACAAUGACGACGACGGCAGUAAGAAGACCUCGGAUGCAUCGAGCCCGAAGCGUAAGAGUCCGACCAAGGCGACGGACGCCGCCAGCCCGAAGAAGGCGGAAGCACCUUCGUGGGGCUUUACGUCGUUUGCGAGCACCAACGGUUUUGCCGCUGCUAAACCGGCAACGACUGGAUUCGGUGCAGCCAGCACGACGACUGGCUUUGGCGCGUUUGCCAGUGCGUCCGGCUUUGGCGCCUUUGCCUCUAGCAGCGCUGCGACGGCUACGUUUGGUGACGCCAAGCCGACCGGUUUCGGCACGACGUUUGGAGCUGUGGCCAGCGCCGCCGCCGACACGGACGCGACCUCGACGUGGACGGAAGCCUCCACGGGCAAUGACGAAUUCCUCAGCACCGAGGCUGCCGUGGCGGAAGCGCCUGUCAAGGUGCCGGUCGUCGAGUUGCCCAAAGACUACCAGCACGUGACGGGCGAAGAAAACGAAGAAGUGUUGCUUUUGCUUCAAGUGAAGCUCUUCAAGUUUACGGAUGGCAAGUACGUCGAGUGCGGGUCCGGCCCGCUCAAAGUCCUUCGGCACGUGGACAGCGACGCGAAGCGUGACCGGCUGGUCAUGCGCCGCGCGACCAGCGACUUCAAGGCAGGCACGCACCUGCUCUUGAACUCACUCCUCUCCGCUGUCGUGCACGUGACGCUCAAGCCCAAGAACCUCGUGGUGCAGAUCGCGACGAACCCCACGACAAUCACGUCGUUCCUCAUUCGCACGGCGACCAUCGAAGACGGCGACGCGCUGCUUGCGCUCUUGCAACCGUAGAUGCAUUUAAAUUUAACCUCGUACGAGGGCACUCUCGGCACCAUGCGCGAGCCACACUUGUUGGUUGGCGC